UCAACCCCAGCCUCAGGCAUGAGCUGCACUCUGGACACUUAAGAGUGGAUGAUGGCGGUGACAGAGGGGCCUGUGCUGCAGAUAGAAGCUCUGUCUGAGGGAAUUAACCAACUCACGUAUUUGCUUAGCCGAGAUGAGGUUCUGAAGGAGAUGAGACGCCCUCAAACAGCACUAGUCUGAGAGGAUGCCACGCUGGCCACGCUAACCAACACAGCCAAUCAACCAAGGGAAAGCGCGGCCUCAUACCAACCCAAACUCAACGUAGGGUGCUUUACCAGCAACCUCAACUGGCACUUAUCUCAUCAUAAUACAGGACUAUAAUGAACACUACUUCUGUAUUAGUGACAGAAACACAAUGAACGUUGAAGCCAUUGUCUUACGUGUGUCAUUGGAGUGUAGCUCUUUCAAACUUAAUAGUGUAUGUACUUUGUAUUUUUGGUGAAAAGUAUAGGCCUACCGCAAGCCACUUAAACAUGUAUUAAAGUGUUCUUUUCCCUACGUAAUCUAUUUCCCUGUAAUAUUGUACAAUAUAUGUACAUAUCAUAUUUUACAACUUGUUUGUUACGUAUACUGAACAAACAUAUAAACACAACAUGCAACAAUUUCAAAGAUUUUACUGAGUUACAGUUCAUAUAACAUCAGCACACGUGACCUGCGGUUGUUAGGUCGGUUGGAUCUACUGCCAAAUUCUCUAAAACAACAUUGGAGGCGGCUUACGGUAGAGAAAUGAACAUUCAAAUUAUCUGGCAACAGCUCUGUGGGACAUUCCUGCAGGCAGCAUGCCAAUUGCAUGCUCCCUCUAAACUUGAGACAUCUGUGACGUGUUGUGUGACAAAAGUGGCCAUAUAUUGUCCCCAGCACAAUGUGCACCUGUGUAAUGAUCAAUCUGUUUAAUCAGCUUCUUGAUAUGUCACACCUGUCAGGUGGAUGAAUUAUCAUGACAAAGGAGAAAUGCUCACUAACAGGGAUGUAAACAAAUUUGUGCUCAACAUUUGAGAGAAAUAAGCUUUUUGUGGCUAUGGAACAUUUCUGGGAUCUUUUAUUUCUGCUCAUGGAACAUGGGACCAACACUUUGCAUGUUACGUUUCUAUUUUUGUUCAGUAUAUGUUUUCAAAGUUACCUGGACAUAUCCCUGAUUAAAAUAAGGCACUAGGUCAUACUGGAAACAAACACACCCAACACUUAAUACAGCUCAUUUGUAUUAGAACAAUAAGAAACAGGUUUUUCCAUGUUUCCACACAUAAUUGGCAUAUAUUUGCAUAGGCAGAUGUAGUCUCUGUGGUACGUCCCUAUAACAAGUCACCAGACCAGAGGAUCCCUUCUGUGAGAGAGCAAACACUAAGGGAAGCCUGCUCUCUAAGAGUUCGGUAACCCAGUGUACUGUCCAAAGCCAAGUAUAACCUGUAUGAGGAUCCUUCUGCUGGUUGUUCAUCUGCUUCAAUCCAGCACAUCCUAAUAUCUCACUAGGGUUCCAGAGAGGAGAGAGGGGCUGGAGCUGUUCCAAACAUCAAAGGCAGACCCAUACUGGUUAUAAGGGAAACCACCCUCUGACCUAGUCCUGUAGACAUGGGGAAGAUAGAGAGCAAACAACCAGCCCCGGACAUACCCAAGAAAAUCUCAACCUGGUGGGAGAGGCUACAGAAGAAGCCACCAGCUCCAAACAUGACCAUUCCAAACAUGAACUUUAACUUCCCAACCCUGUGGGGAAGGAGAGAGAGCAAGCUACCAGACCCAGACAUACCCAGUAUAUUCUCCACUCUGUGGAGAACCCCCAACAACCCCAACGAUUUUGUCCCUCUAUUCACCGACUGUGUGGGGAUAGCUGCAGCUAGGACCCAGGAGUACCUCCUGUUCCUGGACCCAGAGGACAAGUUCCAGCCUAGCCCGUCAGCCCUCAAUGAUAUCUUUCUAAUGACCUACAUCACCCAGAGCAGCCACCUCCACAUGACCGACUCCUUCAACUGCACCACCAUGACCAAGCAGCAGCGCAUCCUCCUUGGUGCUGACUGGGUGUGGGCUGUGCUGGAGAGGCCCACCAAGAACCCCCGCAUCCAGAUCGCCGUGCAGAUCCUGCACCUGCCCGAGAGGGGGGGAGGGCCAGCCGAGGACAUCCCCCCGGAGGUAUACACUGAAUCCAUGCAGAUGGCCAAGAUGGAGUCUGCUCAUAAGAACAAGGCAGAGAGGAUGGUAGAUUUCUGUGCCUCCAUCGGUAAUGACUGCUACGCCCUCUUUCUCCUCUUCGGCCGCAAGGGCGACCCGGGUAACAUCUACGGAGUGCUGAGCAACAACUUUCACGCUGCUAUAGGGAAGACUAAGAUCAACCGUGCACUCAUUGAGAAUUUCUUUAAAGGAUCCAGGUACUUACACACACCCACUGGAAUGCUACAGGCUAUUGUCACCAAGAGAGAUUCUGACCCUUUAACUUUGCUCAUCAAGUUUACCUGACCAGUGUGAUCGAUGACAGAGCAGCCAUAUGGGACCUUUCAGAUUACUCUGUUAACUGUAGUGUUUCACAUGGGAGGAUGGACUGUUGUGAUUGGUGGGUUUAUGCUUGCCUGGGACUUGGGGACCGAGUGUGCUGAAAUUGGCCUGUGUCCAUAUCUCGUUUGUGGACUACUGACCCAUGCCUGCUGACAGCUGCUCACACCCCUGUGGUUAGUAUUUCUGUUAGAGCUCUAUUCAAUCAGAUCCGCUUUAGCCGACAUCCACAUAGCGGUUCUUUUGGCAGUGUCGGAGAUUAAACUGCGUUAGAGCUGUCAAAUCCAAAAGCGGCUCCUGACAUUAUACCGAAAGCGAACAUUGCUAUUGGCUGCGCAGAGUCACAUUAACAGAAAUCCCACGCAGCCUUGUUUACAAGUUGGAACACUGGAAUGUGAGAUGGAAUCUACAUCUCCAUUAAGAUGAUAGAAACCCUCAUUAUUUAGUUGAAUGAUUUUCAAUUUGAGCAUCAUUAUUUCUACAUAGCCUACACUUUCUCCUUCUGAACUUCUAACGAAAGUGGGACGGGUGGGGCUUUGUGACAAAGAUCAAGAGCAGCUGCUCACCGAUUUGACAGCUCCAAUGCAGUUACACCUCCGACACAGCCAAAACAUCAGCUAUGCAGGUGUCGGUUAUUGCCAGUUAACGCAUGAUCUGAUUGAAUCUAGGCCUUAAUGGACUUAACACUUCACUGGCAUUGCACUUAUGUGGAAAUUCACACAAACGACCUGUCUGCUAUCACUACUCAUUGACAUUAAAACCUCUGUACAGCUUAUGUUGACAUGGAAACUAUGAUUUGCCACAAAAUAUGUUUGUAUUUUCAAGGAUGGACUUUACGACUGAACACAUUGUGAUAGCUUCACCCAAAACCUAAUUCUAAGAUCAUUUGAUUAAGGUGGAUUGUUCUCUUAAAGUUGAGUCAAAGUAGAAAAUAACAGGAUGGGGAGUUCAAAAAUAAAUUAAUAUAUAUUUC
Molecule: messenger RNA, 3451 nt
Organism: Oncorhynchus kisutch (coho salmon)
Lineage: Eukaryota; Metazoa; Chordata; Actinopteri; Salmoniformes; Salmonidae
Gene: rep15
Product: RAB15 effector protein
Exons: 4
Coding region: 1567-2445 (292 amino acids)
Biological process (GO): receptor recycling
Source: RefSeq, a predicted model, not a curated record